This is a messenger RNA of Physella acuta, 438 nucleotides long. RefSeq lists its product as uncharacterized. The record is from RefSeq and is a predicted model, not a curated record. NCBI's taxonomy places the organism in Eukaryota, Metazoa, Mollusca, Gastropoda, Physidae.
AUGGAACGGCAUAGUGAAAAGCCGCGUAAAAGUAUCAUUACAGAAACGAAAAAACUUAAAACAGGUGAACUAAUCAUUACAGAAAUAAAACUUGAAAAAGGUUUAAUAUUAGAGCUGAAUGAUGGGACUGUACAAGUUGAAAUAUUUGCUAAUGGUUUAAAACCAGGAAAAGAUGCCAAACAUUCGAAAAAUGGAGACGUAUAUUUGGAUUGGGUCAACGGUUACCAAGGAUUUGAAGUAAAGAUCGAAUUAGAUGACAGAACGGUUUCAAUGUUGGUCAAAAAAAUGCCCGGGAAAAUCGUCGGGGCAUACUCCACAUGGCAUGUAGAGAAAGAUAAGCUAGUAAUCAGGAUGACAAAAGCUGAAAACAUAUCAUGGGCAGAUAAACUUCAUACUAAAGGAAUAGACAUGGGCAGUAGCAGUAGUGAAGAAGAUUAA